Molecule: messenger RNA, 4567 nt
Organism: Oncorhynchus tshawytscha (Chinook salmon)
Lineage: Eukaryota; Metazoa; Chordata; Actinopteri; Salmoniformes; Salmonidae
Product: receptor-type tyrosine-protein phosphatase-like N
Exons: 23
Coding region: 286-3312 (1008 amino acids)
Biological process (GO): protein dephosphorylation
Cellular component (GO): secretory granule
Molecular function (GO): protein tyrosine phosphatase activity
Source: RefSeq, a predicted model, not a curated record
ACCACAGACCGAGCGAUUCCCGCUCCCCAAUCCGCUCCAGAAUUUCAAGGGUUUGGAUGCCCUUGUGUCGUAUGUAUGUUUGGUUUUUUCCUCUCUUUUUCUGGCCAAACCCAGUUAUUGCACUUUAGCGAAACGUUUUGUUUCGGUGAAUCCAGCGCGGAAUAGGUCUGCCCGUAGCUCGGUGAAGAAACAUGGGGAUUUGAUUCUAUUUCCAACGGGACACAGGAAUUGGAUCGUGUUGGUACAUCAGACAAUAGUUGUAUUUUAGGUGGUGUCUGUCUAAAAAUGAAGCACCCGAAGCUAUGGAGAGCGUUGCUUUUCAUGACGGUGUUGUACCAGUUUGGGACGUCAAGCAGAUACGGUUGUGUGUUUGAGACAAGGCUGUGCUCCAGGGAGCAGUUCUGCUCUGAUGACGGUCUCUUUGGGCAGUGCCGUACCUCUAAGCAGGACCAGGUGCAGUACCAGGUGUCAUUUCCUGUUUUGAAGAGGAUGCAGGAAGUCCUCAAGCAGCUCAUGCUACAGGGUCUGUCCUGGCAGGAUGACAUUACCCAGUACGUUGUUGCCAAAGAGCUGAGCAGAGUUCCUCACACCACACAGUCCCUAAAGGCCUCCUCCUUUUCACAAACCAAGCAGAGCUCCUCCAAUCAGAGAGCACACCUCAGCAGCUCCUCCAGUCAGGGAGGAUACCCCAGCAGCUCCUCCAGUCAGGGAGGAUACCCCAGCAGCUCUUCCAGUCAGGGAGGAUACCCCAGCAGCUCCUCUAAGCAGGGAGGAUAUCCCAGCAGCUCCUCUAAGCAGGGAGGAUACCCCAGCAGCUCCUCCAGUCAGGGAGGAUACCCCAGCAGCUCCUCUAAGCAGGGAGGAUACCCCAGCAGCUCCUCCAGUCAGGGAGGAUACCCCAGCAGCUCCUCCAAUCAGGGAGGAUACCCCAGUCAGGUUGACAGACACCAGGACCACUUGAUAGUAGACCAUCUCCAGUCCCCCCUCCGCAUGCAGACAUCUCCCAUGGACCCCUUUACCUACCAACAGCACAGAUACCAGGAAGAUAUGGAGCGCUCCCUCCACCAGGGAGGAGGAGUCUACGCAGGGCUCCGCCCCUCCGCCAGAUACCAACAGGCCAAACAGAGAGAGAGAGACCAUCAACUGCUACAGCACGUCAUCUCCCUCUAUCUGUCCUCUUCCCCUGCACAGCCCUCAUUCCGCCACCGGGGGGCAGCAGCCCUGCCGGCCCCACCCUACUACGAGGAACCGGAGCUGCCUCUGGACUAUGUAGAGGACUACAGUCUGACAGAGCUGGCUAUGGCUAGAGCCAGACAACAGCAGCAGCUUCCACAGCAUGACUACAGCUCUCUGGCUGGGCUGGAUGAGUCUAUCCUACAGCGUAUGGUGGAGACCCUGGACAGGUAUGGUAUUGACCCUAGAGAGCUGACCCCCCAGCAGCUCUACAGACUGGCUGUGGUGCUGCAGCUGAUGCAGGCUGAGGACAAGAACAACAUAGAGCCACUUACCGAUGAUCCAAAGAAGACUCAGCAGGUUCUUAAAAGCAGUGACACAGUGCCCGAAAAGGUAGAGAAAGCUCCCGUCCUUGUCCCCGGGCCCAAAGUGGUCCCUACCCUGGCCUCAGCUGCCACUAGUCCCCCCAUCACGGCACCUCUAGAGGGCAGCGUGACGGCCAAGGACUCCUCCGUCUCUGUGGAGGAUGUGAAAGAGAAGGUGAAAAGCUCCAGUGUCCCAGCUGCUGAGAGGGGAACAGCAGACAGGGAGAAGUAUGGAUACAUCGUCACCAACCAGAGUCCUCUCAGUCUGUAUAAUGGGGUGAAACUACUGGGCGUACUUGCAGAGAGGAUCCACCUGACUACCAGCAGCUUCAUCAACAUCAGUGUGGUGGGCCCUGCCCUGACGUUCAGGAUCAGGCAGAACCCUCAGAACAUGAGUGCAGAGGAUAUGGCUGAGAAGGCUGCGUCUCAGAAGUCCUUUCUGGAGUCUGAGACAGGGUUGAAGAUACUGCAGACUGGUGUGGGAGAGAGGAGCGAGGGUCAUGGGCUGCCCCAUGCCACGCGGGUGAGGGAGGGCUCCAGUGGGCUGGUACUGACACUGGUGUCCAUGGCGUGUGUGGGCGGGCUGGUGGUGGUAGCAUUGACCAUCGCCUGUCUCCGACACCAUGCCAAGCAGCUGGCCUCAGGGAAACUGGGCCUCGGACCCGAGGGAGGACCGGAGACACACGUUGACUACCAGGAGCUCUGCAGGCAGCACAUGGCAGCCAAGCCGUCGUUCAGUCGUCAGGAGGCGGUGGGCGGGGGAGCGGGGGGUCGGAGGGGGACAGACACCUCCAGGGUGAGCAGUGUGUCGUCCCAGUUCAGUGACGGCCCACAACACAGCCCCUCCUCACACAGCAGUACGCCCUCCUGGAGCGAGGAGCCCGCCCAGUCCAACAUGGACAUCUCUACUGGUCACAUGAUACUGGCCUAUAUGGAGGAUCAUCUGGAGAAUAAGGACCGUCUGCUGAAGGAGUGGGAGGACCUUUGUUCCUACCAGGCUGAACCCAGUGUUGUCACUGUAGCACAGAGUGAAGCCCACCUGGAGAAGAACCGCUGUUUGGACUCUCUUCCCUAUGAUCAUUCCCGUGUAAAACUGAAGGCAGAGAGCAACUCCACCAAGGAAGACUACAUUAACGCCAGCACCAUAAUUGACCAUGACCCUCGUCUGCCUGCUUACAUCGCCACCCAGGGACCACUGGCACACACCAUCGCUGACUUCUGGCAGACAGUCUGGGAGAAUGGCUGUACAGUGAUAGUGAUGAUGACAGCCCUGGUUGAGGAGGGAGAGAUUCAGUGUGUUCGCUACUGGCCUGAUGAGGGAUCCUCCCUCUACCACAUCUACGAGGUGAAUUUGGUCUCUGAACACAUCUGGUGUAAAGACUUCCUGGUUCGUAGUUUCUACCUGAAGAACGUUCAGACCCAGGAGACUCGUACCUUGACACAGUUCCACCUGCUCAGCUGGUCCUCCAACGGAAUCCCUACCUCCACACGCCCUCUGCUGGACUUCCGCAGGAAGGUGAAUAGGUGCUACAGAGCUCGAUCCUGCCCCAUCAUCGUCCACUGCAGUGACGGCACUGGCAGAACGGGAACCUACAUCCUUAUUGACAUGGUCCUCAAUCGCAUGGCUAAGGGCGUGAAGGAGAUUGAUAUUGCUGCGACAUUGGAACACAUUCGGGAUCAGAGACCGAACUUAGUCCGCACCAAGGAUCAGUUUGAGUUUGCACUGACUGCCGUGGCAGAAGAGGUCAAUGCCAUCCUGAAGGCUCUGCCAUAGUGAACCAUGUGUCUACCACCUCGUGUGCCAGAACCUUACAACUAGAAUUACCAUGAAAGUUAUGCAUCAUAAUACCAAUGACGGCCAUAUUGAGUGUCCCCCAUGAUUGCACCAUUCACACUGCUGUGGUUUGACGGGUUGUUGACGAUCUAGUAAUUCUAUUUCUAUGGCCAUUAUUAACCCUUCCUCUACAUCCAGAUACACAACCAGGGAGGAACUACAUUUCCCAGAGUCCAUUACUAUUACACCAAUGACCAUAGGAGUCAGCAAGACCGAACAAACAGAUCUGAGGCCAGGCUGCUUUCAUUAUGCAUUCAUAAUGAAAUUAAAUGAGGUUUUAAAAAAUCCUGUAGAUUAUUCCGUUCAGGCAAAAACACUUUAAAUGUACAGUAGGACCCCUUUACAGUGUCUUGUUAUUCGAUUUUAGAUUGAGAUUUGGUCUUAAAAUACUGUGUCUUGAUUCUGUAACAUUUCUCCUUUCCCUGAUUCUCAGUCUCAGACAUGUCUCACUAGAGAUAUUACAAUUACCAUGAUCCCUCUUGUUCUGUUGUCAUGGUGAUGUUAUAUUACCAUGAACCCUCCUGUUCUGUUGUCAUGGUGAUGUUAUAUUACCAUGAACCCUCCUGUUCUGUUGUCAUGGUGAUGUUAUAUUACCAUGAACCCUCCUGUUCUGUUGUCAUGGUGAUGUUAUAUUACCAUGAUCCCUCCUGUUCUGUUGUCAUGGUGAUGUUAUAUUACCAUGAUCCCUCCUGUUCUGUUGUCAUGGAGAUGUUAUAUUACCAUGAUCCCUCCUGUUCUGUUGUCAUGGAGAUGUUGUUUAAAACCACAUUGUACUCUAGAAGGUAUCCAUCCAUAUAACAUAACAGCAUGAGGCCCGUGGCUUGUUUAUGCAAGAAGACAGAGAUCCUCACUAUGGUGAGGAUGAAGUGAGUGACAUACUAGUGUACAAUACGUUACACCAGUUUCUCUAAGGGGCUGGCGUUUACCUCUAAGUUUAACUCUAAACCCAAUGAUUUAUUUAUAUUCAUUUUGUAAUGGAACUAUUACUGUACACUGACGACCUAAUCACUCAUAUCUGAAUCAUAUCAAUUAGUGUCUUCAAUGUUACUGUAAAACGUCUGUGUUUAUUGUAAAUAAUUCACCUGAUUAUUUAUUAUAUGUUUAUUAAUGUAGCAAACACAUAGAAAACAACUAUAAAAAUAUUUUUCACUCAAUGUAUGUAAUUAAAUCUCUAUUGUGAUGUGGUGCAACAGCA